Messenger RNA from Dufourea novaeangliae, 3094 nucleotides. RefSeq names its product protein O-GlcNAcase (gene Oga). Gene Ontology annotation, biological process: glycoprotein metabolic process. The transcript has 13 exons. Gene Ontology annotation, molecular function: beta-N-acetylglucosaminidase activity. Bases 270 to 3047 code for a protein of 925 amino acids. Lineage: Eukaryota; Metazoa; Arthropoda; Insecta; Hymenoptera; Halictidae. The record is from RefSeq and is a predicted model, not a curated record.
CGGUGCAGUCUGUUGCAGACUUAAGGGACCGGGGUUUUUGUUCUUUCGGGAUUCAUAUAGUUCCGAGUGAAUUUUAAUUUCCCUGCGAAAAACACAAGUGAUGCUGUCGUGACGCUCGCUUGAAGGAAUUGUGCCGCAAGGAAAACAGUAUUCACAUUCCUUGCUCUCUCUCCGUUGCCCCCAAGAAAUAACAGUAUUGUUCAUUUGAUAACUCGUUUGGUCGUUUUCGUAGUCCGACACUAAACAGACGUGCCCUCUUGUGAUCCGCAAUGGCGGAGACAAAUGGGGUCGCGAAUUUAGACACGAAGAAUGGAAACUUCAUAUGCGGUGUCGUCGAAGGUUUCUAUGGUCGGCCUUGGACCACAGAGCAAAGGAAGGAUCUAUUUCAGAAAUUAAAAAAAUGGGGAAUGGAUUCAUAUUUGUAUGCACCAAAAGAUGAUUAUAAACAUCGUGCUUACUGGAGAGAUUUGUACACAGUAGAAGAAGCUGAACAUUUAACCGGUCUGAUAGCAGCUGCUAGAGAAUGCGGUAUAAGAUUUUAUUAUGCACUGUCACCAGGAUUAGAUAUCACUUAUUCAAGUGCAAAAGAAGUUACUGUAUUGAAAAGAAAGUUGGAACAAGUCAGCCAGUUUGGUUGCACUGCAUUUGCAUUGUUAUUUGAUGAUAUAGAACCAGAAAUGAGUGAAGCAGACAAAGAAGUAUUUCAGUCCUUUGCUCAUGCACAAGUUUCUGUUACAAAUGAUAUAUUUCAACACCUUGGUCAACCAAAGUUUCUUCUAUGUCCAACGCAAUACUGUGCUACUCGUGCAAUGCCAAAUGUAUCGUCCUCAGAAUAUCUUAACACGCUUGGUAGUAAAUUGGCCCAAGAAAUUGAUAUAAUGUGGACUGGUCCUAAAGUUAUAUCAAGACUUCUAACUGUUGAGUCUAUAGAAGAAAUUACGGAAGUUCUAAGAAGACCGCCAGUUAUAUGGGAUAAUCUUCACGCCAAUGAUUAUGAUCAAAAAAGAGUAUUCUUAGGUCCAUACUCCGGCAGAUCUCCUGAUCUGAUUCCUAAAUUGAGAGGUGUUUUAACGAAUCCUAAUUGUGAAUACGGGGCUAAUUUUGUAGCAAUUCACACUUUGGCUCAGUGGAGCAGGUGUAACAUUGAUGGAAAGAGAGAUUUGAAUGAUUCUGUGUCAGCUGACAUAAGAUUAGAAACUGAAACAGAGGAUGGUGUACUUCGUGAAGAUAUUCCUAUCACAAUGUCACCAAAUAUUUAUCAUCCCCGGCAUGCUUUAAAAAGUGCUAUAAACGAUUGGUUAUUAGAAUUUCACAAAAAGCGGGCCGCAUGGGGUGUUAUCGCAAAGCCGCAGCCAUGCGUUGCUCCAACAAUACCUAUACCAAUAAUUCCUUCUGUAAAUACAUGCAUGAGUCUCACGUCGACGACAACAACGACUUCCGUUCCUGCAACAUCUACAUCAGUAAAUAAUUCCAGUCAUCUUCAAGCACUAGCUGAAGUUUGCUCAACUGUAACUGUAGUCACCGACAGUUUCGUACCUCCCUCUGGUCCUGUUAUGAAUUCUUUAGUAUCAAAUACAACUGUUGUUAGCGAAUCCAUUAUUCCAACAAUUUCUACUAAUGUGAACAAUGUGUCAACUUCAAAUGCUAUGUCUUUAGAGCCUAUGGAUUGUAAUACAACACCUAAUAAUUCACCUGCGCACGCAGCUAAGAUUCAUACGGAGGACGAUCCCAUGAUAGAGAACACUUCUACUUGCAGUGAAACUUCCGGCAGCAUGCAAGUAGAAAUUGACGGUACUUCUCCUGUAGUAAACGGAACUCAAAUGAUUGUUGAAAACGACAGCGAGAAUCAUGAUACUACUGAUAACACAGAUCAAGAAUCUCAGGAUUCCAUUGAUGCUGACAAACGAUUAACACAAGAGGAUUUAUCGUUACUAUGUGACCUCUUUUACUUGCCAUUUGAACAUGGUGGUCAAGGUAUUCAAUUGUUACAAGAAUUUAAUUGGCUUAAAAGUAAUGCUCACGUUGUCAUGAGAAAGGCGAAAGAAGACGAGACUGUGUCUCAAUCUGAUAUCGAAGAAUGGCAUACGAGAGCAGCAAAAUUAAACGACAUGUGCAAUGGUGUAAAUAGAUUAUUUCAGCGACUUACGUACUGUAAUAAUCGUGAGUUAUUAUAUGAUUUGUAUUCAUAUGUUUGGGAUAUGAGAGGAGUUGUGUCCCUUUUAAACAGUUACGUGAAAUGGUUGGCGUUUGGCAGAUUCCCGACGACGAUGACAACGUUUACCCAGGGAAGCUACACAUGGUUCUCCAAUGGCUGGAAAGAAACUUUCAUGAGCGGAGACCAAGAACCAUGGGUUUUCCGUGGAGGACUUACAGCUGAUCUGCAGAGAUUAAUUCCAGUGGACAGUGGAAAUGAUCUAUUCGUUUAUAAAGCACCAGAAGUGCCCAGUAGUAAAAUCUAUACAAUUAGGCCUUACGUAGCGAGCGACGAGGCAGCAGUUUAUGCUGUGUGCAAUAAAAUUUGUGGCUGUACAUUGUCGUCCGCAGUGGCUGAUAGGUUGGUUGGCAGUUUCCUAACUUUGAGUCCAGAACUCUGUAUGGUUGUCGAAGACGAAAGUGGUAUAGUGGGAUACGCAUUGGCUACCUUAAAUGUUAAGACUUUUAAUCAGAAGCUGUCUGUUUCUUGGUUACCCGAGUUGCGUAUGAAGUACCCAUUAGAGGACAGUAUAAAUGAUAUGCCACAAAAUAUUCAGGAUGCCGUACGAUCCUUUCAUUCAAUCGUCCCGGACGUGUCUGAACAAUUGUGCAGACAACACCCAUCGAAACUUUUGUGUACAGUAUUACCGUGUCUGGCAGAUCAAUCGGUCCCUAAAAGACUAAUCACGUGCAUUCUUGCUGCUCUGAGAGCGAAUGGUUCCUUUGGUGUACAUACCACAAUGCCAAGUACAGACAAGGAGACGUACGACUUUUAUAGUAAACUGGGGUUCGUAGACUUGAACCCGGCGCACGAGGAACACCCCGAAAUUAAAACUAUGUGUAGAAGUUUCUAACAAAGAGUGAGUACACCAGUGAUAUUUGUGAAUAAAGUAUAUUUGCU